Messenger RNA from Lodderomyces elongisporus, 981 nucleotides. RefSeq names its product Zcf3p (gene ZCF3). Gene Ontology annotation, biological process: positive regulation of transcription by RNA polymerase II. NCBI's taxonomy places the organism in Eukaryota, Fungi, Ascomycota, Pichiomycetes, Serinales, Debaryomycetaceae. The coding region runs from base 1 to 981 and encodes 326 amino acids. The record is from RefSeq and is a predicted model, not a curated record. Gene Ontology annotation, molecular function: transcription cis-regulatory region binding; zinc ion binding; DNA-binding transcription factor activity, RNA polymerase II-specific. The transcript has a single exon. Gene Ontology annotation, cellular component: nucleus.
AUGGAGACCAACUAUAGAUCGUACCAGCAGGUACUCAACAUUUCUGUCAAACCAACAACUACAACACCAUGUUUGUCACAGAAGAAAGCUUCACUGCUGAUACUCGCAACUACUAGCAGGAGGCAGAACCAGAACAAGAUUACGAAAGCGAAAAAGUCAACUGCCAACGGGUCAGGUGUAAAGGAUCACACAAACGAUAGCACUGCUCCAAUCAAGAGGAGGACAAAGACUGGAUGUUUUACAUGUCGCAAGAGAAAGAAAAAGUGUGAUGAGGAUAAAGUCAAUGGUAAAUGUCAAGCUUGUACGAGAAACUUUUUAGAAUGCUGUUGGCCAGAAACUAACAUUAAUUCCACAAUCAAGAGCCAAGCAUCUUCAAUGGAGAAGCAAAGUUCUUCUACAAGUGAAUUGGCCGAAGGUCCAAAAACGCCCGAGUUGAAGAUGGUGAAACCUUGUACACAACUGAGUCAAGUUUCGCAGCAUACUCUGCCAGUUUCGUACAAGAAAUGUGAUAUCAAGUCAUUAUUGACAUCGCCGCCCGCAUCGCCAGAAAUCAAACCUACAGUAGUGUACAAUCCAUACCCCAGUCCCAAACAAUCACCUAAUUUCAAAGAAGCUAAACUUCAAAGUCCCUUGGCAAGUACAGAGAAUAUUUGUGGUUUGGUGACAUUACCACCUUUGUUGCUCAAUCUGAAUUAUAGAUUGAAUACAACUUCACCACCACUCGCAGUACCAUCAUCAUCAUCUUUGACUUCUUCAUCCCCUUCCUCCUCAUCAUCAUCAAUAACAGCAACAAGAAUAAAUGAAAGUAAUGUAAGAGGGAUGCCUCGCCAAGUACCAGUAGCUACCAAAGAAACUGUUAGCCCAAUUAUGAACGACAAAAGUGUUUCAUUAGAGCGAAAAGAAAAGAAUGUUACAUUUGGAUCGAAGUUUAUAAUCACCAGUUUUAAUGCUGAUAAAAGCUUGUGCGAGAUUAAGAAUUAG